Molecule: messenger RNA, 1131 nt
Organism: Jatropha curcas
Lineage: Eukaryota; Viridiplantae; Streptophyta; Magnoliopsida; Malpighiales; Euphorbiaceae
Gene: GA20OX2
Product: gibberellin 20 oxidase 2
Source: RefSeq, marked provisional
AUGGCAGUAGACUGCAUCAAAACCAUGCCUCAACACCAUCAAGAAGACGACCAAAAUAAACCUUUGGUUUUCGAUGCCAGUGUUCUUCGAUACAAAUCUAACGUUCCCCAACAGUUCAUUUGGCCUGACCAUGAAAAGCCAACCGCUAAUGCACCAGAACUCCCUGUUCCACAUAUCGACUUAGGUGGUUUCCUUUCCGGCGACCCUGUCGCUGCAAUGGAGGCUUCUAAGCUUGUUGGCGAAGCUUGCAAGAAACAUGGUUUCUUUCUCGUCGUUAAUCACGGCGUCAAUCAAAAACUGAUACAAGAUGCCCAUCGCUAUAUGGACAGCUUCUUUGAAUUACCUCUCUGUGAAAAGCAAAAAGCUCAGAGGAAAAUUGGCGAGCACUGUGGAUAUGCCAGUAGCUUCACUGGCAGGUUUUCUUCUAAACUUCCAUGGAAAGAAACUGUUUCUGUUCGCUACUCGGCUGACAAUAACUCACCCAAACUCGUUCAACACUAUCUCCGUAACACAAUGGGCGAAACUUUCUCAGAAUUCGGGAGGGUGUACCAGGAGUACUGCGAGGCGAUGAGCACUCUAUCACUGGGAAUCAUGGAACUACUUGGAAUGAGCCUUGGAGUAAGCAGAGAGCACUUCAGGGAAUUUUUUGAAGAAAACGAUUCUAUAAUGAGGCUUAAUUACUAUCCUCAAUGCCAAAAACCUGAUCUUACCUUAGGAACCGGUCCUCAUUGCGAUCCUACUUCAUUAACCAUUCUUCACCAAGACCAAGUAGGAGGUCUUCAAGUCUUCGUAGACAAUCAAUGGCGUUCUAUCAGCCCAAAUUUCCAAGCCUUCGUCGUUAACAUUGGCGAUACCUUCAUGGCUUUGUCUAAUGGAAGAUACAAGAGCUGCUUGCAUAGAGCAGUAGUGAACAGCAAGAAGCCAAGAAAAUCGUUGGCUUUCUUUCUGUGUCCAAAGAGCGAUAGGAUCGUAAGUCCUCCAAGUGAACUAGUAGAUGAUAGCAAUCCAAGAAUAUAUCCAGAUUUUACAUGGCCCAUGCUUCUUGAAUUUACACAGAAGCAUUACAGAGCAGAUAUGAAGACUCUUGAAAUGUUCACUAAUUGGGUUCAACAACUACAACAGAAAAAUUAA